AUUCAUGUAUUUUCAGUGAACAAUGUUAUUAUUGCACUCAUAUUUAACGAUUAUCAAUUAUUAACGUAGUUUUAAUCAUCAAACCCUUUUAAAAUAAGUCCUAAAUUGGCCAUUGAAAGAAGUCCAAUAAUGAUGAGACGUAUUAUGAAAAGUGAAUCUCUUUUGUCUUCUGUUUUGAUCUAAUGGAUGGAUGGUCAAAUGGAUGAUUUACGCCUUGGCUCACGUCUCUUCAGCUUUAAAACUAAGAUUGACGAUGCUGUUGCCUUAGUUCCUGGUAUGACAGCUGAAGAGAAACUUCGGGCUGUUCAAUGGUGGAAUGUCGUCUCUGAAAAACUCCAAGAAAUUGUGAAUGAUAGUGCUGCUGAUAUAAACGCUCUUGCUUCUAGAUUUGAAGAGGAAGAAUUGAGCAAUAAAAAUAACGAAUUAGCAGAAUCAAUCGAAAAUAAAAACUUUGAUAAUUUUGACUCAAGCUUGACGAAUGGUGCUAAUUUGACUACUCAAACUGAGGACGAAUCACUCGAUUUUCCUGAUAUUUCGACUGACAACUUGUCCAACAAUGAAUUAGACUCUCCAUCGUCGAAUUUAGCAAAUUCUAGAGAUCCUUCGAUUUCAAUCAAUUUAAAUAAUCCUGAAGUGAAUGUCGCUCAAACUGCAUCUCGUUUGUCAUCAAAUAUUGAGUCAACUCCAUCAAAUUCACAGUCUCUCAGCGAAACUAAUACCAAUGAAUCAUUAUCGAUUAAUGAAAAUCGUAAUAGAGCAAGAGAAUAUCAAAGUACCGAUCAGCUAUCCCUGGAGAGCGAAUCUCUUCACUUUUCUCCUGACGAUGUUGAUGGUUCUAUCAGUGAUUUAACUGACAUCAGUGCAGGAACUAAUGUUCUUUUCAACUUGGAGCAAACAAAUCGUACUAAUGUGAUUCAACCAGUUCCAAAACAACAUGCAAAUCAAACACUAGAAACAUCUAUGCAUGAUAGCAACUCUAGUCUAGCCGACAAUCUUGGAGUAGAAAGUGAGAAAAGUUUUAUUAGUGAAAGUGGAGAAAGCAGCUUAAAUAUCGACAGAUUUUCUCAUGUACCACUUGAUAUUGAAACGGAUACCAAUUCUCUGGAAACUUUGAUUGUUAACCAAACGGAUCCUGCUCAGUCAUUGUUAGAAACUUCGGUAGCCAAAUCAGUCGAACCAAACAUGAUUCCGUCCAAUCAAGAUACAAUCAAAGACAAUGAUGGUCAUAAAUGGGCUCUCACUAAAUCGUAUGGGUGUGAUGAGUGUGGAGCCAAAUUCUCCACUAAGGGUAACUUGUUAGUUCAUCAACGUCGACAUACCGGUGAAAAGCCAUUUGCAUGUGACAAAUGUCCUGCCAUAUUUUCGACCAAAGGAAACCUUAGACGACAUAUCAAAGCUCACAGUGGUGAACGUUCAUGGAAAUGUGAGAUCUGCAACUCAAAAUUUACGGAAAAGAAAAGUCUUAAAGUUCACAUGCGUCGCCACACAGGAGAACGGCCUUAUAAAUGUACCGUUUGUAAUAAAGCUUUUUCACAGACUGGAGUACUUCAAACUCAUAUGGCUCUUCAUUUAGAUGAGCGCAAAUAUUUAUGUGAAAUGUGUGGUAAAGCAUUUCGACAGAGAUCUCAAUUACGAUUACAUGUUUUACGACAUGAAGGGGUCAAGAAAUGGGAUUGCAGUAAUUGUUCGGCCAAAUUUUUAACCAAAGGAGAUUUGGAAAGACACUUUCGUAUCCAUACUGGUGAACGACCAUUCAUUUGUGCUCUAUGCGGAAAAACAUUUACUCGACAACAAUCUCUCAACGAACACUCAAAUCGUCACUAUGGUCUUAAGCCGUACAGUUGUGAUAUAUGUCAUAAAAAAUUUUCAGAAAUGUCGGCUUGUUAUAAGCAUAUCAAAGUUCAUAAAAAGCAAGAGCAAAAAGCAGAACUUGACAAUCCUGAUCUCGAUAAUCAAAAUUCUCAUUUUCCUUCAAUAUCUUCCUCGAAUGACGAUCACUUGUCAUCUCAGCCAACGAUAAACUAAAAACUGCCAAUCAUCAAAGAAAAUUUUCAUCAUCAUUAUCAUAAAGUGGCCAUUGUUACAGGUGCCAACAGAGGAAUCGGCAAAGAAGCUGCGAAAAAAUUGGUUCGGCGUGGUGCAAAAGUAAUUAUAGCUGCUCGAGAUGAAUCAAUGAGCCAAGAAGUCGUUCAAAGUAUCCGCCAAGAAACUGGAAAUGAAGAUGUUCACUUUUUACAUCUGGAUUUAGCAUCAUUCUCGUCCAUUAGAUCCUUUGCUACUGUUUUUAUGGCAACUCAUUCUCGACUGUAUAUAUUGAUCAAUAAUGCUGGCUUGGUGAGCCCAGCUGAUAAAAGGGC
Molecule: messenger RNA, 2357 nt
Organism: Tetranychus urticae (two-spotted spider mite)
Lineage: Eukaryota; Metazoa; Arthropoda; Arachnida; Trombidiformes; Tetranychidae
Biological process (GO): regulation of DNA-templated transcription
Molecular function (GO): RNA polymerase II cis-regulatory region sequence-specific DNA binding; DNA-binding transcription factor activity, RNA polymerase II-specific
Source: RefSeq, a predicted model, not a curated record